GUGACCGCGGGCAGGCGCCGUCACGUGGCUGGGGCGUGCCCGCCCGUUGUGGCCAUGGCGGCCGCAAGUCCCAGUGUGGCGAGGCGGGUGGAGGAGCUCGGGGACCUGGCUCAGGCCCACAUACAGCAGCUUAGCGAAGCCGCCGGCGAAGACGAUCACUUUUUAAUUCGAGCCUCUGCAGCUCUAGAAAAAUUGAAACUUCUGUGUGGAGAAGACAAAGAAUGUUCAAAUCCAUCAAAUCUUCUAGAACUUUACACACAGGCUAUUUUGGACAUGACAUAUUUUGAGGAGAACAAACUAGUAGAUGAAGAUUUUCCUGAAGACUCUUCACAGAAAGUUAAAGAGCUGAUCAAUUUUCUUUCAGAACCAGAAAUUUUAGUUAAAGAAAAUAAUAUGCAUCCAAAACCGUGCGAUUUGCUUGGGGAUGAACUCCUGGAAUGUCUCUCUUGGAGACGGGGAGCCCUACUCUAUAUGUAUUGUCAUUCUCUGACCAAAAGGAGAGAGUGGCUCACAAGAAAGUCCAGUUUGCUUAAAAAGUACCUUAUUGAUGGAAUCAGUUACUUGCUACAGAUGCUAAAUUAUCGGUGUCCUAUCCAGUUAAAUGAAGGAGUUUCUUUCCAAGACUUAGACACAGCUAAAUUACUGAGUGAAGGAAUAUUUAGUGACAUUCAUUUGCUGGCUAUGAUGUACAGUGGAGAAAUGUGUUACUGGGGAUUAAAGCAUUGUGCAGAUCAACAGCCAGAAAAUCACGAAGUGGAUUCUGGUGUUUCUGGAGCAAGCUAUAUGACACAAAAAGAACCGUUGGAUUUCCGAGAAGUAGGAGAAAAAAUUUUGAAAAAGUAUGUAUCUGUGUGUGAAGGACCCCUGAAAGAACAAGAAUGGAAUACAACAAAUGCAAAACAAAUUUUAAACUUCUUUCAGCAUCACACUAACCAGUAAGUCCAUCUAUUCCUUUUCAAACAGGAAAACAAAAAAAAAACCCAUGAAAUGGAAAUGUUCCAGAAAAGAAGAUAUAUUGACACUGAGUUUAAGAAUGUUACACUACAUAAAGAUAUCCAACGUGGUUUCCUGUUUUUAAAUGCCAUAAGCAUCUUUCAGUAUAUAUUUUUAAAUCUAUGAAGGAACGAUUCUUUAAUUUUUAAGAUGACACGUAUGUUAUUCUAACUCAGCCUGAACUGCAGAUAUUCUAUAGCUAAUACUAAGUAGGAAUUCAGUGUAGCUUUACAAAUUUUUUUAUUACUAGUUAGGUUUUUUUUUUUUUUAUUGUGACAUAAAAUUGACCAUUUUAUAGAUUUUCAGAUUAUUUUAAAAUCUAUUUUGAAGUUUGCUAUGCUUCAAAGAUUAAAAUCAAGUCACCUCAUUGCUUUAGAUAUAUGCUGUGGAUAUAAAAAUUGGCAAAAUAAAAAAUUACAACUAGUAUUCAGACUCCAUUUCCAGAAUAAGAUAAAUAGAAAGAUGCCGCAAAACAAAUGUUUCAUUUUUUUUUAUACCAUUACUAAUGGCAUUUACAGUUUUUAUGCUAUUGGCAUCAUAUAAAAAUUUUCAAGCAAUUUUCCUAUUUUGUUUAAAAGAAAACGGAUGGGUUUAUCAAAUGAGUAAUGAAGAUGAAACCAAGUUAGGUUAGUCCAUCAUUAACUCAUAUGUGUUUAGAAUGUACCUUUUCAUAUAUAUUGACAUUUUAAUAUUUUUGUCUUUAAUAGUAGAGAUGAAUGAUAAAGGCCAGAGAACCUAACUUGCUCUCUUGCUCUCAGUAUUUCUGUCUACCUCAACUCCUAUGUCAUCUUGGGAUGAUCCUAAUACCUUGCUGAUAUCCUUGACUUCUGCUCCCGUGACUUCAUCACAUUCCAGAACUUACUCCCAUGGCUACACUUUGAAUGAAUAUCACCAUCCUGAGUUGCUCUUUCUGAAAUCUUAAAUUUCAGUAACUGAUGACAAUUCACAUCCUUCUAGCUUUGUACUUAUUUUUUUUUUUACUUUUUUCUCCUUUAUUUCUGUGCAUCUCUUCAGCUUCUUCAUAGCCCCUUUCUUUGGACUAUUCCUCUUUGUCCUAAACCAUCAGCUUCUUUCAGAUUUUCUCCUUCCUGAUCCAGCCUCAUCCUUAUAGGGGACACCACAAUCCCUUCAGGUCCAUUGUCCCUUUGUCCUUCAGUCUAAUCAUUCUGCAAGUCUCAGCAUUGAAUUAUUCCUGUCACCCAUCUUUUUUUGGAAUGUUUCAUCCCUAUGAAGUACAUGCAGCCCAUCAAAGUGCAGUCCCUAUAAGUAUCUCAGCUUUAACUUUAGGAGAAUCCUCAAUAUAAGCCUUUUGCUUUUUUCUGGUGUGACUUCUCUCCUUUUCCCAUGGUGGCCAAUCUAAACCUCUAACUUUCCUCAUGUCCUCUGCCCCCUCCCUUAGCUUAUGGCUCUUGGUCCUGUCUUACAGAAGAUUAAAACUAUAAGGAGUUCAACUUGUAUUUCCUGUCUUUGCCCUACUCAUUUCCUCCAUUUUUAGAAGAAAAGAUGUAGCCUGCUUCCUGUUGAAAGUCAAUCUCCACCUUUCCUUAUUUCCCUUGGGCUUCUUUUUUUGUUGUUGUUUUCCUGCCUGGUUUAGGUAUUGUUCUUCCCUAAAUAUCUGUCCUUUUUCUCUUUAUCCUCUCUACCUUUUCCUUUCUCUGUCUCUUUUUUUACUUACUCUUAGGUGAUGUUAUUCCUUGCCAUGGCUUUUUCUAACACCUAUAAUGUUCAACUGACUUCUAGACUUGGAGCUUGAAUCCCAGCUUCUGCUCUCUGAGCCUUCUUCCUAUAACUGCCUAUUAAAUAUAUUCACUUAGAUAAUUUUAGUAAUUUUAAAUUCAGUAUGUCCAAACAACUAAGCCUCAUCUUUAAUCUAAAAUCCAUUUUGGUUUAUGUUUUGGUUGUUUUAAUCUUUCACAGUGCAGGGCAACAGAGAAUGCCAUGACCUGGUUACUGUCUACCUUCCCAUGUUUAUCCCUGUAAUGCAUCCUGUGUAAUCAUGUUUUAGUCUAGUGUUCCUCAAACACUUAAAACCCAGGCCCCUAUUUGAUUAACAUUCUGAUAGAGCCUCUUGGUACAAGGAAAAUCUCUCCCUAUCUCUGUCUCCUUGCUUCUCCAUACACAACUAAGAUUUUUAUUUAACAUAGCUUUUUAACAAUUUUACUAUAAAAUACCUUUGUGCUUUCUAAGUAUAAAGAUUUAAAUCAUUUUUAGUAUGGUCUUAGAAUACAGAUCACCCUCCCUCACCUUACCCUUCUAACCUUCCCCUUUUGGAGCAUGGUGAUCAGUUGCAAGCACUUUGGUUUCUUUUCUAACGUGCUGUGUGUUUUUCCCCUCAGUACUCUUUGCAUUUAUUACUUCUGCCUGGAAUGCUUUGCCUUUCGUUGUGGCCAAGUGAACACCCAUUUAUCCUUUAGGACUCAGUUCCAGUGAAACUAUCUAUAAGGCUUUUUUCAGCUCAUUCCACUCAACAGUUUGAUGUUCAUUUGUUUCUGUUCCCUUAAUCUUCCCUCACAUGUUAACAAACAGGUAACACUGCUUUAUAGUUCUUUUCUUAAUGAGUUGGUAAACUCCUUACUUAAAAAAAUUUAUACUUUGUGCUUAAUGAUGAGUAGGCCCUUAGUGAUUUUUUCUUUUUUAAUUAACAAGAGACCUGGUUCUUAAGUGCCGAACUCUGCACAAAAGGGUUGCUGCUUUUGGAUUCCAAACUGCCACACCCUCUAUACCAGUAGUUGACAAGGCAAAUAAGGAAUUACUCCUUAGAGGAGUAAAGUAUUACAUAGAUUUGGAACUUGAGAAAACCGUAACUUUCUCUUCAGAAAUGGGAACUUCGUUUUGCCUUCUUGACCCUUGUGAACCAUUUGGGUCCCUCACUGGUUGGUGUAGUUCUGAGGGUGCUACCGGGUGCUUUUUGUACAACUUUUCCAUCCCUCACAUGAUUGGAGAAUAAUUUGUAGACCAUAACAGUUAAAAUGCUUUUUACUCUGGUGUAUUACAAAACAAGGAACAACAGAUUUUUUUUACGCAUGUGUUAAAGCCUAAGUAAAUUCUUUUCAUUUAGAAUGAAGUAUCUUCAAGAUAACAAAUACUCUACAUAAGGAAAGCACUGUAAUUCCUUCAUCAACAAUUAUUAUGUGCCUCUAGAUGCCAGGUUUCAUCUUAGGCAUUGAUGAUAUAGCUGUGUAAAACACCAUCUUUUGGAGUUUAUAUUCUAUUGGGGAAGUUAACCCAUUUUAAGAAAUAAAUUUAUAGUGUAUUAAGUGGUUAGUGCUAUGAAGAAUAAAGCAGGGUAAAGGGCUUGUGUGACUGGAAAGUAGUGCUAUUUUAUUUAUCGUGGUUGAGAAGGCACCUAUGUACUUUAGGAUUAGUGUUUUCAAAUUCUAUCCCUUUGGUUAAAUGCCUUGCACAUUCAAUACAUUCAUAAGGUUUCUUUCUUAUGGAAGUUCUGAUACAGAUUAAGGUAUGAUUCAUUACUUAAGACCUUUUUACUUUGAUUACAUUUAAGAUGUUUUCUCCAGUGUGGGCUUUACUAAUGAGUGAUCACCUAAAGGCCUCAUUGUGUUUAUUACACUGCGGGGGUUUCUCUCCAUUUUGAGUUCUCUGAUGGUUACGAAAAUGUAAACUCUGUUAAGGGAUUUUUUCAUAAUCCUUAAAUUUGUGUGGUUCUUUCCCAGUAUGAAUUUUUUUUUUUAUGUUAAGUAGGCUUUGAAACUUAAAGGCCUAUCUGCCUUGUGGCAUUUAUAGGGUUUCUGGCUACUGUGAAUUGUUUGAUGCUGAUUAAGGUGCAAAUCAUGACAAGACUUUCUCUCAUUCCUUUGCUUACAGUAGAGUGAGAUGAGAGUUAUGGCUAAAAUCCCACAAUAAAAUUACAUUCCUACUUCUACAUUUACACUCCCACUGUGGAUUCUAGGAUGUUCAUUAAUGUGGGAACUGUGUUUAAAGGUAUUCUCAGAUUCAUUUUAAUGGCAUUUUUAAAAACCCACAACUGGAUGACAUCCGAGUUUUGGAUUGAUAGUCACUUUUCUCUUGGCACUUUCCAGGGUUUCAUUUCUGGCUCUAAUAAGGAUACCUUAUCUGCAACAGAAUCCAGGAUUCUGUAGUUCUCUAGUGUUAUUUCCUUAUAUUAUUUUUAACAUGAUAUAACAUGUUAUUGGAAGUAUUAUAUUAAAAUACAUUUAAUGUAUCCACAAUUAAAGUAUUUGUUAUGUAUUCAUGCUGGUGUUCUAAAGUUUCUGGUUUUCCUACUUCUAGUGAAGAUUUCCAAGUAAAAUGUUUUGGAGCAUAUAAAAUUUUUUUUAAUAAAACCAUAUUCCCAUAUUUG
Messenger RNA from Canis lupus familiaris (dog), 5311 nucleotides. RefSeq names its product chromosome 4 C5orf51 homolog (gene RIMOC1). Bases 55 to 939 code for a protein of 294 amino acids. Gene Ontology annotation, biological process: mitophagy. The record is from RefSeq and is a predicted model, not a curated record. The transcript has 6 exons. NCBI's taxonomy places the organism in Eukaryota, Metazoa, Chordata, Mammalia, Carnivora, Canidae.